AUGCCUGACGAUACAUCCAAAUCAGCAUCUAUUCCCUCAUGGCAGACGGCCAAUAAAUCAGCCGAAGAGUCGCCAUCGCCGACCUCCGACAAUGCGCCCGCAACUACAGCCUCCACAUCCCGACAAGCUCUCCUAGACCAAGCAUCCAAAUUCCUAGAAGACGAGUCAAUCCGCGAUGCACCAACAGAGCGCAAAGUUUCAUUCCUCGAGUCCAAAGGUCUGAGCUCAGACGAUAUCGAGCAGGUCCUCGGCGUCUCUCGCAACGCAGAGCCGAGCAGCAGCUCAACCACAGCCGAGGACAAGACACAGGAAGAGACGCCAUCUACCUCACCCACUCAAUCCAAAGUCACCCCUUCUUCUCCUCCUCGCCAGCGCCAACCGCGGCCCCCCGCGACGUCCCCCCCAAUAAUCACCUACCCCGAAUUCCUCUUCGAGUCAUCCAAGCCACCACCCCUCGUGACAAUGCGCAGCCUCCUGUACACACUAUACGGCGCCGCAGGUCUAGGAGCAAGUCUCUACGGCGCAAGCGAGUACCUCGUGAAACCCAUGCUAGCAAGCCUAACAAGCGCACGACACGAGCUCGCCAGCACAGCAGAAACAAACCUGCAAAAGCUAAACGAGAAGCUGGAGAAGACCGUAUCCGUGAUUCCGGCAGAGUUAACAGCACGCAAGAGCAAGCCCUACAGCGACGAAGAAGACGAUGACGCCUCGUCGAUCACCUCGGACCCAACCGAGCUGUUCCACCGGGACGUCGCAACACAGACGAGUCCAGAGCCCACCCCUGUGAUCAGCGCUACUGGUGCCGUCAACUCGGCGGACCCGGCGGCUGUCUCUCCAUCGACGGCGGUUAAUAACCACAUCAGUCGUGUCGAGUCUAUUACAUCCAAGCUGCGGGAGAUCGUUGACUCAGAGAAGGAUGCGAGUACGUUGGAUGACUCGAUGCGGACGCGUCUCACGGAAUUGCAUCAUUAUUGUGAUGGGUUGAUCUAUAGUGGUCCUACGUACUCUACUGGGUCGACCUAUGGGGUUUGGAAUUCCAAUACCUCGGGCUCGAAUGAUAACUCUGGUACACGGAAAUCGGAGGAUGAGGCUAUUGCUGGAUUUAGGGCUGAUAUUCGUGGUGUGAAGGGUGCGCUGUUGAGUGCGCGCAACUUCCCUGCUAGUCGGGGUGGACGGCUUGGUGGUCUUCCCGCCGGUGGACGAUGA
Penicillium crustosum is the source of this 1206-nucleotide messenger RNA. RefSeq names its product peroxisomal membrane protein PEX14. The transcript is spliced from 2 exons. The record is from RefSeq and is a predicted model, not a curated record. Lineage: Eukaryota; Fungi; Ascomycota; Eurotiomycetes; Eurotiales; Aspergillaceae. Bases 1 to 1206 code for a protein of 401 amino acids. Gene Ontology annotation, molecular function: signaling receptor binding. Gene Ontology annotation, biological process: protein import into peroxisome matrix, docking. Gene Ontology annotation, cellular component: peroxisomal importomer complex; peroxisomal membrane.